This is a messenger RNA of Strongylus vulgaris, 612 nucleotides long. The record is from the annotation of a GenBank genome assembly. Lineage: Eukaryota; Metazoa; Nematoda; Chromadorea; Rhabditida; Strongylidae.
AUGGUUGCUAACGAUAUUGGCUAUCCUGUUAUGAUCAAAGCUUCUGCUGGUGGUGGUGGAAAAGGUUUGCGUAUUGCAUGGAACGACAAACAAGCUCGCGAUGGUUACAGGCUCUCCAAGCAAGAGGCUAAGUCCUCAUUCGGUGAUGACCGUAUGCUUGUUGAGAAGUUUAUCGAUAACCCAAGGCAUAUUGAGAUGCAGGUCCUUUGCGAUAAGCACGGUCAUGCUAUCUGGCUGAAUGAGCGUGAGUGCUCUAUCCAACGACGUAAUCAGAAAGUAAUUGAAGAGGCCCCAAGUAGCUUUGUACCACCAGACAUGCGUCGUCGUAUGGGAGAACAGGCCACAUCGCUUGCCCUCGCUGUCGGUUACGAUUCUGCAGGAACUGUGGAGUUCUUAGUUGACUCGAAACGAAAUUUCUAUUUCUUGGAAAUGAACACUCGACUUCAGGUAGAGCAUCCAAUCACCGAGUGCAUUACUGGAAUUGAUAUCGUACAGCAAAUGUUACGCGUAGCUUAUGGUCACCCAUUGCCACUUACCCAGGAGCAAGUUCCGUUGAAUGGUUGGGCUUUCGAGAGCAGAGUGUACGCUGAGGUGAGAGCUACGCUUCAGUAA